AUGGCUUCGCAGGCUUCAUUGAAGAAACAGCAAGAGCUCCAGAACACUUACCAGAAUUACAAGAGCACUCUGCAGACAAUCGCCCAGAAGAUCGGCGACAUCGAACAGGAAACCGAAGAGCACAAGCUCGUAUUAGAAACUUUAGAGCCGCUCUCCGGGGAUCGGAAAUGCUUUCGCAUGGUAAAUGGCGUUUUGGUUGAAAGGACGGUGAAGGAUGUGGUGCCGGUGCUGAAAAUCCACUCUGAGGGCCUGAAGAAGGCUUUGGAAGAGUUAGUCAAGCAGUACAAAGUCAAGCAGGACGAGAUGGAGAAGUGGAAGAAGAAGAACAAUGUGCAGGUCGUUCAGCAGCCUCAAUAG
This is a messenger RNA of Lindgomyces ingoldianus, 357 nucleotides long. RefSeq names its product Prefoldin beta-like protein. The record is from RefSeq and is a predicted model, not a curated record. Gene Ontology annotation, cellular component: cytoplasm; prefoldin complex. Gene Ontology annotation, biological process: protein folding. NCBI's taxonomy places the organism in Eukaryota, Fungi, Ascomycota, Dothideomycetes, Pleosporales, Lindgomycetaceae. Gene Ontology annotation, molecular function: protein folding chaperone. The transcript has 4 exons. The coding region runs from base 1 to 357 and encodes 118 amino acids.